AAGCAGCACGUGCACAGGCAGGGGGCAGGCACAGUUGGAACGUUGUUUUACACUCAGCACAGCCGGAGUUCAGCAGCAGCAAGGCAGGGAAAUGUCCUCUAGUCGUGAGCAGUUCUUGUACGGAGCCAUAGUCGGUGCAGGAGCCGUGGCCCUUGGGGCAGGCGCUUUUCUGGCCACCUCCGGCUUGUGGUGUGCCUCUCGGCGUCAGCCGCAACACGACCAUACGCGCUCCUUGGAUCAUGCUCCACGUCACGGUCACGGACACGGGGACCACGAUCACGAACACGAAGGAUGUGGCAGCGAUUAUCUCUUCAGAAACUUCAUUACUGGACAGUAUGCCCCGCCCGAGGAGCUGGCGCUGUAUCCGUUCACUCCGAAAGAGUUGAUCGAGUUCCACCGCAAAUGCGCGGACGUCUGCAUCAAACACAAACAGGAGGGAGUGGAGAGUCGGGCGAUGGAGGUGGGGUGUGCUGCUGGUCGGACCUCGUUUGAGCUAAGUAGAGGGUUUGACUCGGUGCUGGGGGUGGACAUCUCUCAGGCCUUCGUGGACAAGUGCAACGAGAUCAAGAGGAUGGGGCAGACCGAGUACUGGCUGCCGGGAGAGGGAGAGCUAGGAGAGACCAAGAUCGCUCACCUCCCUCCUGAAAUCAAAAGGGACAGGGUGGAGUUUGUGCUAGGUGACGCAUGCAGCCUACCUCCACUGGGGCAGUUUGGCUGCGUCUUCUGCUCCAACAUUCUCUGCACAAUCAAAGACCCACACAAAUUCCUGCGAGACACGCACAAGUACGUGGUCCCUGGUGGGACUCUGGUGAUGGCUGAGAACUAUAUGAGACAUGGAGACGCUGCUGAGGUAAAUCAUAACGGUGGAACAAGCAAUCCUAACCAGCCCAAGUCCCUCCAACAAUUUCUAACCACAUAAUUGCAAUUUUCCUGUAAGAAUUUCUGCU
This is a messenger RNA of Geodia barretti, 947 nucleotides long. The record is from the annotation of a GenBank genome assembly. Lineage: Eukaryota; Metazoa; Porifera; Demospongiae; Tetractinellida; Geodiidae.